GAGGAAUAUAACAAGAAUCAUACCUUUGUGUAUCCAGGAGUGGUAAAAUACUAGCCCGACUCAGAGUGAGAAGGAAGAAGUUUUUAAUUCUACCUUACAAGGUUUUCGUUUUGAAACGUUAAGAAGUGUUACUAAGAAGUGGCAACUCUAACUUGGUCGGUACUUUCGAAGGUCACGAAGAUGUUUGAUCAAGCGUUGACUCGUUCUGGAGUCCCAUUUACUAGUACAGUACAUGAAGAUCCUCUGGUGUAUGGAAUUAAUCAUUCUAAAGAAAUUAUUCCGUGCAUCUCUCAGCUCUAUCGAAAUGAAGCAUUUAGUGAUGUUAUUCUAGUUGUUCAAAAUACUCGUUUCCCUGCUCACAGAGCUAUAUUGGCAGCUCGCUCUGAGUACUUUAGAGCAUUGUUUUAUGGAGGACUUGCCGAGUCGUCUUCACCUGUGGUCUAUCUAAACGAUAUAAAUGUGGUUGCCUUCAAAAACAUCCUACAGUACAUUUAUACCGGUCAGAUGAAAUUAACAAAACCUAAGCUUACCCUUAGUAUCCUGUGUCUCGCUCAUCAAUAUAAUUUUCGUAGUUUGGAAACUGUUAUAUCUACUUACUUAACACAUUCUCUUUCUGUGAAGAAUGUAUGGUGUAUCUAUGAUAUGGCUGUAAUGUAUAACCUGGAUGAUCUCAUAACGGCUUGCCUACGGUUUUUAGACUGCCUUGCACCUGCUCCUUUAUACAAUCCACGAUUCCUUAGGCUAUCACAGUCAUCUGUCGAACGUUUACUAUCUCGUGAUAGUUUCUGUGCCUCUGAAAUUGAAAUAUUUCGUGCUGUAUGCUCAUGGUUACAAAACUCUAAAGAAUCCAACUGUCGAACAUCGCAAACCUUACAUUUAUCAAAUACCCCUGUAAUAACUGCUGAUAAUAAUGGUAAUAACGAUAGUAAUAAUAUGGCUGAACAAACUAGUUUAUCAACUGAAAAGAAAGAACCAAACAUCAGUUGCUUAGCUGAAAACAAUACCAAAACAAUACCAUCGUUGAGUUCGCCAUCGCACAUGGAAAAAUCACCAUCGAUUACAGAUGCUGAAAACGACGAACAGUCAUCAGCAAACGAUUGUAUGACUACUACCUCAGAGAAGUCUCGUUGUACUCAUAUGAUGCAUCAAUGUGUUCGUUUCGAGUUGAUGUCACUUACUGAAUUAUUAACUGAGGUACGUUCAUCAAAACUUGUUAGCUCAGAAGAACUAUUGGAUGCAAUUAACCGACAAACUAAUUGUCCUACUGAAUUGCCUCAUCGUGGAUGGCUAUUACCAGGUGUUAACUUAGCAUCUCCUCGUUUCGGUUGUUCACUAAUUGCUGGUGAAAAUGGAACAUAUCCACAUUUUUUUGUUGAACAUUCUCUUGAUUCGGAUGAAUUGAAUGUAAAUAAAUUGGAUAUUGAAUCUUUGAAGAUAAGUGAGGAUGUUAGUUCCAAUAUAGACUAUUCCGAGAGAAAUGUUAUUCCCGGUGAUGCUAACGAUGACAGUGACAUUAUUGAAGAUGAUGAUACAGACGAAGAACAGGACGAGAUUCACUGUAGAUCUCAUCAUUUCCAACAACAAAAUAAUGAUAAAACUCAGGCACCAACUAUGGACAUGAUGUCUGAUAUCUCAGGUCAUUUACUCAGUCGUCAUCAUGAUCAUGUUCAAUUACCUCGAAGUUCUUUACCAGAAAGCGUAGUUUGGGGCAUAAAUCAUACAGUUAACAAUAAUUCUUGGAGUUCUUUACAUUAUCCAGAUAAUAAUCAAGUAUGGUCAUCUAAUGCUCAAGAUCACAUUCAACAUAAUGGUUUAAAUGUUACUCCAUUUGACGGAACUAGCAUUUUAAAUACUCCAACAACGCCACGUACUACUAAUUGUGUGAAUGAUAAUAAACCAGCCCGUUGGAUUCAACCAUCUACAAGACGACGUGUUAGUCAGCAUAAACCACCACCACCGCAUUCAGAAUAUGAUGUAGUGCGUCAUUCGUUGAAUGAUCCCAAUGCUAAUAUUAUCAUUCGUUUGGGUAAACCUAGUAUUGUGAAUACUAUACGCAUGCAAUUAUGGGAUCAAGAUUUACGAUCUUAUUCAUAUAUUAUUGAUGUAUCAUUAGAUCAAUCCACUUGGCAUCGUAUUGUUGAUUAUCAAAAUUAUAUGUGUCGUUCAUGGCAAACAUUAUAUUUCCCAUCACGUGUUAUUCAUUUUAUUCGUAUUACAGGGACAAGAAAUACAUUUAAUCGAACAUUUCAUUUAAUUACAUUUAGAUGUUUUUAUAGCGAGAAAGUAUUUCAACAAAUAGAUGGAUUUAUGGUUCCUACAUUUAAUGUUGCAAAUGUCGAUCAUGGUGCUACUGUUCUAGAAGGUGUCAGCCGAAACAGGAAUGCACUAAUUGACGGUAAUAUUCGAAUGUACGAUUGGAAUUCUGGUUAUACAUGUCAUCAAUUAGGCAAUGGUGCUAUAGUAGUUCAAUUAGCUCAGCCAUUCUUAUUACGUUCAAUGAGAUUUUUGCUAUGGGAUUUAGAUUCACGUACAUACUCUUAUUCGGUGUAUAUAUCAAAUGACCGUGUCGAUUGGAAACUUAUACGUGAUGCUUCUACAGAGCCAUGUCGUUCUUGGCAGAUAAUUAAAUUCCCGUUGCAGUUAGUAACAUUCAUUCGUGUUGUUGGCUCAUACAACACAGCUAAUGAUGUGUUUCAUUUGGUCCACUUAGAAUGUCCUUAUCCUCCAGCACAAACAACAGAGGAUAUUGUUCAGGCAAAUUUUGUAAAAAUAUCAAAUCCACCACCCAUGAAUACAACAAUAGAUCGUAGUAAUAAUCAAGAAAUUGUAACACAUUCAACUCCUACAACAGUAGUAGUAGUAGUAACUCAACCUAAUAGUACAAAUGAUAGUAGUAACCAUAUGAAUGAAUCUCAUUCAAUCAUAAAUUCAAAUGAUUCAUCAAUUAUUAAUACUAUAACAUCAUCAGAGCAUUUAUUACUUAAUUCUUCUGGUAAUAUUAGACCUAUAUCAAAUAUUCCUAAUACUUCUAAUGAUCAAUUAAAUGAUGAAGCUAUAUCAUUAAAUAAUAAUAAUGAUAGAUCAUUACAUUCAACCAAUAUGACCAUUAUUCAUACAGAUUAUGAUCUAUUACCCGAUCUAUCACAUCAUUCAUUUCAUCCUACAUGAAUAAGAUGUUCGUCGUUUACAUUCAUUGAUAGUUAUUCAUUUCUAUUUAAAACUAUUAUACACCCCUAAUCAUACCAUGACAUGAGAAUAUUGUGAGGGGAACAAAGUCAGACGUCCAGUUCUGAAACUAAGGUGGCAGAUACGGAAGGUACGCCUGGGAGAGUUGCAGUCUCCUCGCGUCAUACAAAUAGUGUGCACGACUCGCAUGCUGAACGGUAGAAUGGUGCGCGAAGCUAUCCUAAACAACACCUAGCAUGGUACUCUGUCUUCUGAUUUCGCUCCUCUGCCUGAUGGAUUCGACAUCUAGGAAAACCGUCAACUUUUGCAUAGGAGUUUGGGCAGUAUCCCAGCUCACACAAGAAUUUCAUAAUAAGUAAAAUAUUCUGUUUGGUCCGCGUUACCGUCCAUUUAGACGAGUUCUGAAGUCACUAUCACAAAUGGAUUCAAUUUACAUUGAUUCAUUUUCCUAUGCCCUUUUCUUAUCAUUUUCUUAAAUUCACUCAACAGCUCAUCUCAGUUGAAAGUGAUGCGUCGUCUAGACGGUACAAAGUUGCUGAAUGCUCAACUUUAUAACUGUUGCCAAAUACGAAAUCUGAUACAACUUCUCUGAAGCUACGUAUGCUACUUAAACUCCUUCGAUGUUCUCAUUGUAAUCCAGGUCGGAUAAUACAGUUUCUGCAAUAUACACAGAAACUAUAUAUUGGAGUACGAUGUCUAGUUGAUACAAAUAUAGAAGACUAAUCAAGUACUAUGGAUUUGUUCUCCAGUUGUCUAUUCAGAAAAUUUUAUUUCAUGUACGCUUUUCCCGGUACGUUUUAGUAUUGGGGUCCGGUUUCUCUAAUGUUAGUGUCGCAUAGAAGUGCGGUAGUAUCGUUAGUCGAUACUAUCCCACAUCAGCAGUUAUAUG
Schistosoma haematobium is the source of this 4075-nucleotide messenger RNA. RefSeq names its product BTB/POZ domain-containing protein 9 (gene BTBD9). Gene Ontology annotation, molecular function: protein binding. Lineage: Eukaryota; Metazoa; Platyhelminthes; Trematoda; Strigeidida; Schistosomatidae. Gene Ontology annotation, biological process: circadian behavior; adult locomotory behavior; modulation of chemical synaptic transmission. Bases 181 to 3168 code for a protein of 995 amino acids. The record is from RefSeq and is a predicted model, not a curated record. The transcript has 11 exons.